AUGCCCUCAGAUGCUAAAAAAGCCAGAGAUGCUGCCAAAAAAGCAGCGGCUAAAGGAGGCAAAAGAGGAGGAGGUAAAAAAGAAGAAAUAGUAGAGACAAAACAAAACAAUGCAACAACUGUAAAUGAAACGCCUGUUGAUGAAAUUAUUGAUCAAGCUGCAGAGAUUUUAAAAAAGAUUGAGUUCGAAAAUGCUCAAGCUAGAUCAGUUGCUGGAGCUUUAACUUCAGAUCCUAAAGGAUUGGAUCACAAAGUAGAAGGUUUAACUAUUACUUUCCAUGGAAGAGAAAUCGUUACCGAUACUAAGUUAGAACUUAACAGAGGAGCGAGAUAUGGUUUAGUCGGACUUAAUGGAAGUGGAAAAUCCACCUUGAUGCACGCUAUUUAUAACCAUGAAAUUUGUAUUCCUGAGAAUGUUGAUAUGUAUUUGGUAUCUCGUGAAAUGCCCGCUUCUGAGAUGACUGCUUUGCAAGCUGUUAUUGAUGUCGACUCUGAGCGUAAACGCCUCGAAGCCCUGGCUGAAGAUCUCGCAGGAAAUGACGAUGACGAGAGUCAAGAUACUUUGAUGGAUGUCUAUGAUCGUUUGGAUGCCAUGGACGCCAACUUGGCCGAAAAGAAGGCCGCUGAGCUUUUGUACGGUUUAGGAUUUUCAAGGAAAAUGCAAUUGAAAAAAUGCAAAGAUUUCUCAGGAGGAUGGAGAAUGAGAAUUGCUCUCGCUCGAGCUUUGUUCUUAAAGCCUUCCGUCUUACUUCUUGAUGAGCCUACAAACCAUCUUGAUUUGGAAGCUUGUGUAUGGCUUGAAGAUGAAUUGAGCAAGUAUAAGAGAAUCCUUCUCGUUGUUUCCCACUCUCAAGAUUUCAUGAAUGGUGUCUGCACUAAUAUUAUUCAUUUAUUCCAAAAAAAACUUGUUUAUUAUUCGGGUAAUUACGACAGUUUCAUCAAGACUCGACUUGAGUUGCUUGAAAAUCAACAGAAGAGAUACAAUUGGGAACAAGCACAGCUUCAGCACAUGAAGGACUACGUUGCUCGUUUCGGUCACGGUUCUGCUAAGCUCGCUCGUCAAGCCCAAUCCAAAGAAAAGACUAUGGCAAAGAUGAUUGCUGGAGGAUUAACUGAGAAAGUCUCAGCUGAAGCUGUUAAACAGUUCUAUUUCUUUGAUGCCGGUGAGAUCCCACCACCAGUCAUCAUGGUUCAGCAUGUUUCCUUCCGUUAUAAUGAGCAGACUCCUUGGAUUUAUAAUGAUAUCGAUUUCGGAAUUGAUUUGGACACUAGAAUCGCUCUUGUCGGCCCCAAUGGAGCUGGAAAGUCCACAUUGCUCAAGCUUCUCUGUGGAGAUGUCAUGCCUACAGAUGGAUUGAUCAGAAGACACUCUCACGUUAAAAUCGGACGUUAUCAUCAGCAUCUUCAUGAAGAGCUUCCUCUGGAGAAGUCUGCUUUAGAAUUCAUGAUGAGCUCUUUCCCUGAAGUCAAGGAGAGAGAAGAAAUGCGUAAGAUCGUCGGACGAUAUGGUAUCACCGGACGUGAGCAGGUUUGUCCAAUGAAACAACUUUCUGACGGACAACGUUGUCGUGUAUCUUUCGCCUGGUUGGCUUGGCAACAACCUCAUCUAUUACUUCUUGACGAACCUACUAAUCACUUGGAUAUGGAGUCUAUCGAUGCUUUAGCUGAAGCUAUCAACUGCUUCUCCGGAGGAAUGAUUCUAGUUUCUCACGAUUUCAGAUUGGUUUCACAGGUUGCCCAAGAAGUUUGGGUGUGUGAUCAUCAAGCUAUUAAGAAAUGGGAUGGAGAUAUCUUCUCAUUCAAACAGUUCUUGAGAAAGCAGAUCGACAAGGAAAUGAUUGAGAGACAAGAACGCUAA
Molecule: messenger RNA, 1857 nt
Organism: Auanema sp. JU1783
Lineage: Eukaryota; Metazoa; Nematoda; Chromadorea; Rhabditida; Rhabditidae
Source: the annotation of a GenBank genome assembly